ACGCAAUUCUUUUCGGUGAUGGAUAGAUACGGCCGCUACUUGUCAGACGACCACAGCAAAUAAAAUGAGUGCUGCUUGAUUUUCAACGCCGAAAAACGAUUAAUGAAAUAUGGGCCUGUUGACCAUUUUAAAAAAGAUCAGAACUAAAGAAAAAGAAAUCCGGAUUCUGAUGCUCGGUCUGGACAAUGCCGGAAAAACUACGAUUUUGAAGCGCAUUAACGGCGAACCGAUCGACACAAUCUCACCAACACUAGGAUUCAAUAUCAAAACUUUACAGCACGACAUGUACAAGCUGAAUAUAUGGGACGUAGGCGGGCAAAAAUCAAUCCGGUCUUACUGGCGAAACUAUUUUGAACAAACGGAUGCGCUCGUAUGGGUCGUUGAUUCUGCCGAUAGACUCCGGCUUAGAGACUGCAAAGAAGAAUUGGCCCAGUUGCUGCAGGAGGAGAGAUUGGCAGGGGCGACAUUGCUUGUGUUUGCAAAUAAGCAGGAUCUUGCAGGUGCCUUAUCUGAGCAAGAGAUACGGGAGGCUCUGGAACUCAGUAAUAUUAAAAGCCACCAUUGGGCCAUCCAGACAUGCAGUGCAGUUACUGGUGAAAACUUACUGAAAGGGAUGGAUUGGGUAGUGAAUGACGUAGCAUCACGAAUUUACAUGCUAGAAUAAAAAU
Messenger RNA from Zychaea mexicana, 668 nucleotides. RefSeq names its product ADP-ribosylation factor family-domain-containing protein. Gene Ontology annotation, cellular component: cytoplasm; microtubule cytoskeleton. The record is from RefSeq and is a predicted model, not a curated record. Gene Ontology annotation, molecular function: GTPase activity; GTP binding. Gene Ontology annotation, biological process: protein folding. The transcript has 5 exons. NCBI's taxonomy places the organism in Eukaryota, Fungi, Mucoromycota, Mucoromycetes, Mucorales, Lichtheimiaceae. The coding region runs from base 110 to 664 and encodes 184 amino acids.